Messenger RNA from Zophobas morio, 1097 nucleotides. Its product is annotated as zinc finger protein 711-like. Gene Ontology annotation, biological process: regulation of transcription by RNA polymerase II. The record is from RefSeq and is a predicted model, not a curated record. NCBI's taxonomy places the organism in Eukaryota, Metazoa, Arthropoda, Insecta, Coleoptera, Tenebrionidae. The transcript is spliced from 2 exons. Bases 105 to 1016 code for a protein of 303 amino acids. Gene Ontology annotation, molecular function: DNA-binding transcription factor activity, RNA polymerase II-specific; RNA polymerase II transcription regulatory region sequence-specific DNA binding.
CACCCAACCAUCCUAACCUAUAAACACCUAUAAACUAAAAAAUCAAUUUUUCAUCAAAGUAAACAAACAUAUUUUCUUCCAAACCGAGGAUUCACGCCUGAGCGAUGUUGAGCUAUUCUGACAAAUUUGUCUGCAUGAAAUCCUCCAACAGAGUCCAGAAAUGCCAGAUUUGUCCAUAUUUCACGACGUUACAAUUUUUCAUGGUAAACCACGCCAGACGGCACCACUCCCCCCCAGUACCUUUCAGCUGUGAAAACCCCGUACAAAUUUAUAACUGCGAUGACUGCAAAUUCCAGACACCCCUUACUAUUGACCUCAAGAGACACAUAGAAAAUUUUCACAACAGAAAUUUACCAAUCAUCGACUACAAUAUUCCAACUUACGUUUGUAAAAAGUGCAACUUUGAGAGUCACUUUUCAAUAACCUGGCUUAGACACACUAUAGAAUGUGAAGCAAAUGUUCAAUUAGUGGAAAAUAGUCAACCUUUGACAGAACAUAAACUGAAAACUCCGACAGACAAGACCCAGCUGAAGCGCCGUUUAUGCAGCCAGUGUUCAUUUCAAGGAAAAAAUUCCGUCGCUUUAAGAAACCACAGACGAAAUGUUCACUCAACAAACGUCAAGUGGUAUCAGUGUGAACAAUGUCCACACAAAACUAAAUAUCCGCGCCAUUUAAAACAGCACGUUCUGAACGUACAUGGCGCAAUUAAGAGGAUUAAUUGUGACCAGUGCCCCCACGUAGCGAAAAAUAAAGAUAGCUUAAGGAUGCACGUACUUAGAUUUCAUUCAAAUCGAGGGUACUAUGAGUGUGACUACUGUGCAUAUAAGUCACGACAUCCAAACAAUAUAAAAACUCACAUGAUGAGUAAACAUUUAAUUGGCAGUGAGCUUGAGUGGCAACAGUGUGAGAAAUGCCCGUUUAAAACCAAACUAAAACAUUACCUGAAAAGACACCAGAAACGCACUCAUUUUACUGAUAAUGAUAUCGAGCGGAUUAGAACGGUAAUGUCGACGUAGCCGGAAAGUUCGAAAUUGAAACGAAAAUGAAAUAAUGUAAUCGUUAUUGAUGUAUAAAUAUUAAAUUUAAUUCACACUUGA